Effrenium voratum is the source of this 2389-nucleotide messenger RNA. The record is from the annotation of a GenBank genome assembly. Lineage: Eukaryota; Dinophyceae; Suessiales; Symbiodiniaceae.
GGGACGGCCAGUGGGCCUUGCCAAAGAGGUGCCUGCUGAGCAACCAGCGACUCGCAGCUCACCAGCAAGUCCACCGGCGCGUUCUCUGGCUUCUGACCUUCGUCAAUUCUCGAUGAUUCUGCAGGAGUCCCCGGAAGCGGAUCUGAGCAGCUCCCUGGCAUGCAGUGCGAAUAAAAGCUUCGAUGCGCCUCGGCGAUUGGGCGGAGGCGUCAGCGGCGAGGUGCUGAGAGAGAUCAAGCAGCUGCGUGGCCACGUGGACGGCUCCAAGAAGCGCCUGGCGCAGCUGGAGCGGCGCGUGGAGGCGCAGCUGGAGGACCGCCUGCAGAGCAAGGGCGAUCUGCGGGAGCGAUGGGCAGAGACACAGGGCACUGUCAAUGGCCUGCUCGAGGACGUGCAGUCCCUGAGGCAGCGCCUGGACUCCCUGGACAACCGCCGCGCCUCAGAGCACAAGGGCGAGGGGGAGAAGCGCAUUGCCGAGAUUGCAGCGCAGGUGCAGGCCCUGGAGCACCAGAGUCGCAUGUCCCACACAGCCUUUGAGGAGCAUCAAAGGCGGCAGGUCGCACGACAGCGGCGUUGGGAGCAGAGUCUCGAGGAGCUACACGGGAAGGUGGCAGCCGGAGAAAUGGCGCACAGUCGGAUGGCAGCCAGGCCGGAGGUGCGGCCGGACUUCGAGGGCCGGUUCCGUCGCCUGGAGCAGCGGCAGGAGUUCUCGGACUCCGCGCUGCGGGCGCUGCAAGCCCAGGUGGAGGAGGGCUUGCAAGCUGCAACCCUGAGCAUGGAAGGAGAGCAUGAGGAGGAAGCAUCUCAGUCCCGGGCUUCCGAGCGGGGGCUGAUGGUCCUGGAGAGGAAGACGUCGGGGCAGAUCCAGGAUCUCUCCGCGUCGCUUGCCACCCUUCGGGUUCGAGUCGAUGCUCAGCUCCAGCGCAUGGCCGGCCUGGCGGAGCGCCUGGAGGCGGCCCCCGGCCUGGCGCAGAUGCGGGUGGAGCUGUCCGCGAGCCGGGCCCAGGAGACCAGCAGCGGUGUGAGGCGGAGCUGGCGGCCUUGCGAGAGAGACUGCAGGAUGGGCUGCGACGACACCACCGCGGAGCUCCGCGAGGCGGUGCGCAAGACCAGCACAGAGCUGGCAUCGCUGCGGGAGCUGCCGUUGCAGCUGGAAGGGAUGCAGGCGGAGCUUGGUGCCAUCGCGCAAGCGCAGGUGUUGCCGCGGAAUGGCAUGCACGGGCUCCAGCUGGGUCUGACCGAGCCCAGCACGCGGUACGAGGAGGAGGUGCCGAGCUCCAGCUCGGAGUCGGAGCCGCAGCCUCCUGCGGAUCUCGGCGGAGCUUUCAGGCAGGCUGCAGGGCCAGAGUCGGAGGACGGCACUUCCGAAGAGCAGUCCUUCGAUGGCCUGAGGUACCCGGAAAGCGCGGAUCUUCAUGUCCUGGCAGGCCACCUGCUGGCGGCGGAUGCGUUGGCGGCACGGGUGGCGGAGCUGGGGAGAUGCGAAGCGCCUCCGGCACAGGGCGAAGCGGAGACGCUGAGCCCGUGGCAGGUGAAGCUGUACCGACUUGGGCAAGAGGUCGAAGAGCUGCAGGCGAGGCUGUUGGACAUCCGGCUGCAGGCCAGCGAGGCCAGCGCGGACGGCUUUCACGGCCACGUGGACUUCUCCUGCGAGCGGGAGAUUGCGGAGCUGGAGGAGGAGGUCCGCGAACUGGAGCAGGCCCUCGCGCCGGCAAGUGAGGAUGAUGCCUGCCUGGAGCUGUCGGAGCGCCUCGCGCCGCUGGAGGACGCCUUUCGGCAGCUGGCGGAGCGCCUGGCCGCGCUGAGCCCUGAGAAGCUGCUGCCGCCCUCUUGCGAGGCAAACGGCCUGCAAGAGCUGCUUGCGAAGAUUGACAAGCUGGAGCUCACCGAGUUGGAGGAGGAGAGAGCGGACGCCAAAGCUGCGCCGUCCCAGGUGAAGGAGCUGAAGCUGUUGGCUGGUCAGGUCUCCUCGCAUGAAGAGGACCUCGCCAACGUGAAGCUGCAAUCCCAGAACCUCACGCAGGCGGUCGAGAUCUUGCGGGCGGAUGUGGAUGAGAUGAGGAAGGUGGCCGCCUUCCCGGAUCACAGCGUGUCUCCGUUGACCAAAGCUCGGGGCAAGUUGGAUCUGCUCUGUGCGGAGAUGGCCGAGCUCCAGUCCCAGAUGCGGGACGCCGGAGGUGCAGCUCGCGACCAUAAGUUUCACAAGGAGAGAGAUGGUCUUGCCAAGGUGACGAUCCGGAGGGCCCGGGGCCGCGGUCCGCAGGUCUGGGCGGCUCGCCGCUGGUGCAUGCGCACGGCUACGCCGUGUGAGCGACACGCCCGCGCCUGCGGAAUUGGAUGGGAGGCACCCGGGGUCGACACUUGGGAUUGGUUUGUUCCUGACACUUGA